UACUGACGUCAACAUAAGGAACUAAACAUGGCCGACAGUGAGUGAGGAGUGGUAAAAGUUAGCGAAACGCGUUAGGAAAAUCUGCAGACCUACUCGUCUCGGACGCAGGUAUUACAACUUUGUGGCGUUGAAGACCUGUGUUUUAUGUAUAAGGCUAAAUUCCAUACAUCAAUUCGCAGUCUAAGUGGACUUUGUUCGUGUGAAGGCUGUAGUAAACUGGGCGUUAGCCACGUUAGCAGCUGAGCCAGCUAAACCGCCUGCUGUAUUGUUUUGUCAGGUCAUGUGCGCUUAAGAGAUAACUACCUGGAGCUUUUGCACAUUUUCGCGCUGUUUUCUGUAAAGUACAGUCUUCUGAAAUUAACUGUGCGACUGUGUAGUUGGACUCCAGAGCUUUUUUAAUCUCCCGAGGGGAGUCCAGUCCGUCUCGGUGUGUGUGAAGUGCUGUUCAGCGAAUCCAUCCUUACUUAAGAAAACAGACACACAGUCGCUGUUUGGACUGCGUCUGUUUAUGAACAGUACCGCCUGGAAAUAUGGAUCCAAAACGCGCACACGACAAACCUCCAACCAGGGGCGGCAGCAAUAGCGACUCCAACAGCGGCAGCCCCGCGUCCCCCUCCGGCAGCCCCGCGGCAGCGUCCAAAGCCCCGGUGUCCGGCGGCAACGUGUUCGCUAACGAUGGCAGCUUCAUGGAGAUGUUCAAGAAGAAGAUGGAGGAGGAGAAGAGGAAAAAGGAGACACAGCAAACAGGUGGAGACGCGAGAACCACCGAGCAAGGACAGACAUCAGUGGAAAAGAAGCCCCCUCCCGUGACGAGCUUUGUAAGGGGUUUGGCAGUUGUGGGGAAGCGCAGAGGUGGUGUGUUCCUAAAGACCGGUAUGGUUGCCAAGAAGCAGAAACAGGACACAGAAGCUGAGCCUGGCAAGAGCGAUGCUUGGUCAAAGUACAUGGCUGAAGUGAAAAAGUAUAAAGCCCAUCAGUGUGGUGACGAUGAUAAGACGAGGCCUCUGGUGAAGUAAGCUUCAGAAGAUGAACACGACUAGUAUAUCAAGGGGAAGACCACCUGGGAGAGUCUGUGAGGACCAGCCAAUCCCAACCUCCUUGUACUGCCAGUCCAAGUUACCAUUCACUUUUUUUCCACAAACUGCUAAGAUUGACAAUUGUUUUUUCCUUUUUUGUAUUGUUUGUCUCAUUUGUUAAUUUGUUGGACUCUGAUCCUGCUUCAGGGUGUUGGCAUACCUUAAGUGAUCAUUACUGAUAAAUCUUUUGAAAGUUGUCUUUUAGGUUUUGCUAAUGUUUUUGAGUCUGAUUUAAUAGCAAACUCAAGGUUUCAAUUAAAUCUACACUGCCUAUUUA
Molecule: messenger RNA, 1353 nt
Organism: Sphaeramia orbicularis (orbiculate cardinalfish)
Lineage: Eukaryota; Metazoa; Chordata; Actinopteri; Kurtiformes; Apogonidae
Gene: trir
Product: telomerase RNA component interacting RNase
Exons: 3
Coding region: 531-1016 (161 amino acids)
Molecular function (GO): 3'-5' exonuclease activity; 5'-3' exonuclease activity
Source: RefSeq, a predicted model, not a curated record